This is a messenger RNA of Iphiclides podalirius (scarce swallowtail), 480 nucleotides long. The record is from the annotation of a GenBank genome assembly. NCBI's taxonomy places the organism in Eukaryota, Metazoa, Arthropoda, Insecta, Lepidoptera, Papilionidae.
AUGCCGUCUCCUCUGGAAUUAAAAGUCCAGGUGGGGUUGUCCGGCAUUGAUCUGCCGCUGACGACGGACGAUGGAGACGUCACCCCCACCCCCAGCCCCAGCCCCGGCCACCCCAGCAAGGACGUGUGGACGCUUAGCGAUGUCCAAUUGAUAAUGGGGAUGCCGUCCGGCAUUUAUUUAGACGCUCUGAAUAGACGGCAUAAUGAAACGUCGACUGUCCACGAAUUAGUCGCGCACUCGUGCCGGCUCGAGCCAUCGCCACUUCCGCUGCAUGCGGGUGACCACGCUUCUUAUGAGUUCGGGAAGAUCAGGAAAAUUAUUAUCCUCAUGGCUGAGGAUCACCCAGUGGAGAAUUAUAAUAUGUCACAAAAUAAAUUCUCCACUAGCGCCGUGAUGGGGAUCAGCGUCUAUCGGCCCUACCUGCCCCUAAUAUCGCGCGGGCCCCCGAACGCCCGCAGUUUAGGGGCCAAGAGAUCGCGA